UACAAAAAGUUGAUCUAUUCUAAAAAGAGUGAGUCAUUGACAAGUUUUUCAAGGUCAGAGAUAGUGUUGGCGUCAUAGCGAUACGCUGGUGCGAACAGCUGGGUUCUAAGCGAUACAACUCAUAACCAAAACGCUCGUAAAGAGGUCUAGCCUUUAAUUUGGAUCAGAAGUGAAACUGUGUGUAAAUUUUGUAUGCAAUAGAAUUGCAGUAUAAUUCACGUGUCAAUCAGAAUGUCUCCCAGUCCAAAAUCUCCGGUGUUGUUCCGGCUAAUAUGCGUUCGUCAUGGAGAAACUAAUGGCAACAAAGAAUAUAGAAUUCAAGGCCACAUGGACUGCCCGCUCAACGAUCUGGGCAAGGAACAGGCAAGAAGGGCUGGCAAAGCUCUAUCCCAUUACAAGUUCAACAGAGCCUACUGCAGUGAUCUACAGCGGACUGAACUAACUGCUAGAUUCAUCCUGGAGAAUUCAAGCAUGGAGUCACCACCACCCCUUGUGGUAGACCCUCGUCUAAAAGAACAGAAUUUUGGUUGGAUGGAAAACAUGGUUUACGCUGAUGUGAUGAAAGAGCUCAAGAAGCAAAACAUCUCCUCAUUAGCAGAUUAUAAAUUUGAUGAUGGUGUUGCUGAACCAAGAUCUGCUGUAAUCAAUCGGGUUGUUAACUUCUUCACGACCCUCUGCCAAAGUGUAUAUGAUAAAAACAGAAAUUCUGCUUGUGAAGAGGCUUCGUCUGUAGAGUUACCAGCAAUGGCUGACUCCACUGCCAAUGGAGAACAUGUGCAGGCAGAGGAGCUGACCAGGGAGAAUAUCAGAGAAGAAGACAUUUGUGAGACCAUACUGGUAGUGAGCCAUGGGGCAGCCCUGCGCUUCUUAUAUAAACAUAUGAGCAAUAACCUGAAAUGCAUCUUCCCCAGCACAUUGGAAGUGUACCCUCGGAACACGGGUUUCUCAUCCUUCCUUGUCAGAUAUUCUCCAAGGAACUAUGCUGUUUUGUGUGAAGAGUACAACACUGCAGCUCACAUCGAUGACAUCUCCUUGUAGUCACACAGGAAUCUUGGACAAAUAUGGCAUUUCAGGAUUUUAGUCAACAAAAUUUACUGUUCUGCAAAGCAGAUUUGCAAUUGAUAAACAUCAAUAUAUUUAAUGAUGCUGGAAUUUCGUCAAUGCUGAUGAAUCUUUGUUGUAUUGGGCUAAACAAGAUGUGUUUUAAUUCAGAUUAACGUUCUAAUCGAAUCUUGCAAUUUGUGUACACAUGUUCAUGUUUUGUAAGUAGCUUACACACAUACAUUAAAUAGCCUAAAAAAUUAUCAUAUACAAAAAUAUAAUAGGCGACGUUUACAAUUGGAGAGGAUUUAACAGUAUCAUAUUCAGUUUGCAGCUGCAGUUAGAUAUUUCAAUUUGCAUUGAAAUAGAUACUCGUCUCUAAAUCUUCCAUAUAUAUUCAUGAAUGAAUUGUGUCAAGUUAACCUGACGUUACUGUUGCAGCCUGAAAUGUCGAAGGCAUUUAUAAUACUCUCGACUAGAUUAAAAGCAACCUUGUUUCCUGGGUUCACUUGGUAUUUGGAACAAAUUUAUUUAUGAUAUAAUUUUUGAAUAUCUUAGAAUCUCGUAAUAUUUAUCAUCAGAUGACGUUGACUCGAACUAUUCUGGUAAGUUUCUUACUGUUCCAUAACCUAAUCCAUUCAAUCCUAUCGCUCUAUUUCUCUGGAUGUCUGCAGAUGUUUUCAAAUUUUGCAGCUAUGAAGUGUAAUAGUAAUUUACAAGGAAAACCAGUUAUUACUUCCUACACCUAUGAUUAAUUCGUAUUAAUGUAUUUUUAUGUUUGGUACUUUACAUAUUGAUGUAUGCUGCUCACCUUGAUCGCUUGAUUUGGGUUUAUAUUAUUCGUUCUUAUAGAUGUAGCGGUCAAUCAUAUUUGUGCUGUCUAGCUCAUAUUCAAGCUUAUAACUUUCAUGGCUGAACAUUUGAAUUUUGUAUUGAGAUUACUUUAGGAAUAGGCAUGAUGUUGGAAAGAAAAGUUAUAAAAGGCUUCAGAAGUUCUUGGCUAACAUCACAAACACCUGGAAAAAGAUUGUAACACAGAAGUGAACAUUGAAGACCCAUUGCCUCAUAAAUGCAAACAUUGUGGUUUUUAGAGUUGCAAUAAUUGCAAUGAAUACAAGUGAUUCUCUGAACGGGAUGCUCGUCAUUCUUGCAUGUCAUAGAAAUUUAUUGUGGAAAGCGGACUCAAUUUCAAGUUUACUUUAAACAAUUACAAUUGCAUUGAAGUUCCCUCGUUCUAGGAUCCUUGAAAUUAUAUUUUUAGUAAAUUAUAUUCUUUUCAUUUUGAUUUCAUCAUAGUAGGUCUCGUGUCACCUUGAAAUCGUCCUAACUCUUACGUAUUUAUUGAAACCUUCAUAUUAUUUAACUUUUUUUCUCUCUAUCUGUAGCAAUAUCAGGAUAAUGUCCAGAACAUUACCUUGAUGUUUUCACUAAUAUAAGUUUAAUGCUUUCUGUGGUGGAAAGUUGAUAGUUGUAAAGGGAAUAAGUUUAUCCAUAACUUGUCAAUUGAUUUAUACCGUGAUAGUUGAAUAUUGAUUUUCAAGCUGUCUUGUUGCCCACAAAAGUAAUGGGCUUUACCCUGAACAUUCAAUUGACCAUGCUGACAAUAUGAAUAUUUGGUAUAGUUGUUAGUAGAGUUCUGCAAUUUUGACGGCUAACUUUAAUUCAUCUUUAGUGGUUGAUUUUGCAAACUAUCCUGCUGGCUUUGUUAGAUUCCCAGACAAAUUUCAAGGGAAUGCUCUGGAAGGAUUGCGCUGGAUAUUUGAAUCUUGAUAAUAGUACGUUUCAUGUUUUUAGUUAAUCAUAGUUAUGAUUUAUCAAGUUAAUGUGAUGAUUACUUGUCGCCUUGCCGAAGCAUAUAUAAUGAUUGGCCAUACUGAGCUUGUCUCGUCGCAAUUGAAAUUUUCGAGCCAACAUUGGAAAAUACUUGAUUUUAUUGUAUUUUACGUUCGGUUUUCUCAACUCUUGGUAAAAUGUUAAUGUUCACAUGCCGAGUCGAUUUUCUGCGGUUCGCCAGAAUGGCAAAUAAACAAGUUCCUU
Molecule: messenger RNA, 3078 nt
Organism: Hyalella azteca
Lineage: Eukaryota; Metazoa; Arthropoda; Malacostraca; Amphipoda; Hyalellidae
Product: fructose-2,6-bisphosphatase TIGAR B
Exons: 5
Coding region: 232-1038 (268 amino acids)
Biological process (GO): fructose 1,6-bisphosphate metabolic process; negative regulation of programmed cell death; positive regulation of DNA repair
Cellular component (GO): cytosol
Molecular function (GO): fructose-2,6-bisphosphate 2-phosphatase activity
Source: RefSeq, a predicted model, not a curated record